CAAUUAGUUUUGAUUUUUUUAAGGUUUGUGAGAUCUAUUAUCAUUCUGAUAUGAAAAUGAAAAUGGGUUGUUUUUUCGUUCCUUCAGUAAAGCUGUAGAAUUGAUAGAUUCGGAUGUAAGUUUGAGUUUCCCCCUUUAUUUUCUGUACUUAGUAGUUUUUAAAUGCCAGUGUCAGAGUUUUGCUAAAAAAAUCAUUUAUUGAGAGUAUUUUUUUUGGUAGUUUAUACUGCAAGUGUUUGCUCCAGUUCUUGGGCUCUACUAAAAGCCCUUCUUCUUCUGAAAUCAUUAUUCCACUGUUUUUCCUGCAUCUGGUAUAUUCCCUUUUAUCCAAAUCUGCAGAGAUUGGUGGUACAAAGAUAAGGUUUUUAAGGCAAUUUAGGAGUUCCCUUUGUGUGAGAUCAUCAAUCUAGAACCAGUGGUUCUUUUAUGACUUGUAAUUGAUUUAGCAUUAAAUUUUGGGCUGUUACUCCUUUAACAGUAAAGGAGCAAGGAUUGGGAUUUUAGAUCAGGGAUUUCCCUUAAAUGCGAGCAUGGGAGAUCUGAUGGGUCUUGAGGGGAUGGUUUUAGGUUAUUUUUUAGCUAAAGUUUCUUUCUAGGAUUGUGCUUUUAUGACUAUUUCUUUGGAACCAGCCUAUUUCUAGCAAUCCCAUUAAUGCUUCUUGUGUGGGAUGGAAAGGUUUGAUUUUGUUUGAAGGUGUUUGGGGAGUUGGAUGGUAGAUGUGGCUUUCAGUAGGGAUUCACAUGAUAUAGUUUAUGGAGUCACAAGAAAAGUGUUGGGGGCAGAUCAAAUUCCCAACUGUUCAACAAUGACUAUUCGAGAUUAGUUUUAUUUAUUUGCUGGCCGCGUAAAGUAAGAGGAAGAACAACAAGAAGAAGAGAAUAGGUUUUCCCUUUGUUGUGCCUAGUGAUUCUUUGAGUUUCUGAGAUGGGUCAUUCAGUGACUGUUUGGGAUCAGAGAUCGGAAUUUGAAGUUACUAAAGACUGGAAUGGCAUUGAUCAAGUUGUUUUGAGAGUGCCAAGAGGUGCUUCUGCAAGGGUUAGCUUGUUCGGCGGCCAAGUUAUUUCAUGGAGGAAUGAGAGGGGUGAAGAACAACUGUUCACUAGCAGUAAGGCUAUCUUCAAGCCACCAAAGGCAAUGCGAGGAGGAAUUCAAAUCUGCUUUCCACAGUUUGGGAACUGUGGAUCACUGGAGCAACAUGGCUUUGCAAGGAAUAGGAUGUGGAGCAUUGAUAAUGAUCCUCCACCUCUUCACCAGCACAAUGACAACGACAAAGUUUUUGUGGACCUGUUGCUUAAACCCUCGGAGGAUGAUAUGAAGUGCUGGCCACACCAUUUCGAGUUUCGCCUUAGAGUGUCUCUUACUAUGACCGGAGAUCUCACACUGACAUCACGUAUUAGGAACAUCAAUGGAAAGCCAUUUGGCUUCUCAUUUGCUUACCACUCAUACUUCUCUGUUUCUGAUAUCAGUGAAGUGAGGAUUGAGGGACUAGAGACAUUGGAUUAUCUGGACAAUCUUUGCGAACGAGAACGUUUUACCGAGCAAGGAGAUGCCAUUACAUUUGAGAAUGAGGUAGAUCGAGUUUAUCUUAGUUCUCCAAAUGUUGUUGCGGUUCUUGACCAUGAAAAGAAACGCACAUUUGUUAUAAGAAAGGAAGGUCUCCCUGAUGUUGUUGUCUGGAAUCCAUGGGAGAAGAAGUCCAAAUCCAUGGUUGAUUUGGGUGAUGAGGAGUACAAACAAAUGCUGUGUGUUGACGCCGCGUCUAUCGAAAGAUCGAUCAACUUGAAACCAGGUGAAGAAUGGAAAGGGCAAAUGGAGAUCUGUUCUGUUCCUUCCACUUAUUGCAGUGACAACCUUGGAGGCAUAUGAGAAGGUAGUCUUCUUGCUUCUUGAUAACUAAUGAGCCCUCAUGCUUAUUUUUAUAUUGCAGCGUGGAGGGAAUCAUAUUAUUUGUAUUUUGAUUGUAUUGUUUAAAGCACUGAAGUCCUUGAUCAUGAAUUUCUCUGAACAGUUUGUGAUCGGAUGAAAACAUUUAGAUGUGUGUAUAUUUGCUAAUAUUAUGGGAGUUUGACAUAGUUAUUUGUUGAUUCUGCAUUUAAA
Asparagus officinalis (garden asparagus) is the source of this 2098-nucleotide messenger RNA. Its product is annotated as putative glucose-6-phosphate 1-epimerase. Gene Ontology annotation, biological process: carbohydrate metabolic process. The transcript has 8 exons. Gene Ontology annotation, molecular function: isomerase activity; carbohydrate binding. The record is from RefSeq and is a predicted model, not a curated record. NCBI's taxonomy places the organism in Eukaryota, Viridiplantae, Streptophyta, Magnoliopsida, Asparagales, Asparagaceae. The coding region runs from base 926 to 1867 and encodes 313 amino acids.